Trichechus manatus latirostris (Florida manatee) is the source of this 1323-nucleotide messenger RNA. It is a transcript of the gene CHGA, whose product is annotated as chromogranin A. The transcript is spliced from 8 exons. Lineage: Eukaryota; Metazoa; Chordata; Mammalia; Sirenia; Trichechidae. The record is from RefSeq and is a predicted model, not a curated record. Gene Ontology annotation, biological process: negative regulation of insulin secretion; defense response to bacterium; negative regulation of catecholamine secretion. The coding region runs from base 1 to 1323 and encodes 440 amino acids. Gene Ontology annotation, cellular component: chromaffin granule.
AUGCGCUCCGCCGCUGUCCUGGCGCUUCUGCUCUGCGCCGGCCAAGCCAUUGCCCUCCCUGUGAACAGCCCGAUGAAUAAAGGGGACACUGAGGUGAUGAAGUGCAUCGUUGAGGCCAUCUCUGACACGCUUUCCAAGCCCAGCCCCAUGCCUGUCAGUCAGGAGUGUUUUGAGACCCUCCGAGGAGAUGAACGGAUCCUUUCUAUCCUGCGACACCAGAAUUUACUGAAGGAGCUCCAGGACCUCGCUCUCCAAGGUGCCAAGGAGAGGUCACAUCAGCAGAAGAAACACAACAGUUUUGAGGAUGAACUCUCAGAGGUCCUUGAGGACCAGAGUGACAAGACCGAGAUGAAGGAGGUGACGGGGGAGGCAUCCUCCAAGGAUGUGGAGAAAAGAGGGGAUUCUGAAGAGGCAGAGGACCGUGAUGAAGCCACAGAGGAAAUCAGGCCCCAGGCCUCCCCGGUGCCCGGGCAGGGGUCCGAGGUGGAGAACAACCAGGUCCCUGAGGAGGAGGAGGCUGCAAACACCCACCCCACAGCCAGCCUCCCUGGCCAGAAACACCCCGGCCCACAAGCCGAGGAGGACACUGAGAGCCCCCCACAGGGUCUGGUGGACAGAGAGAAGGACCUGGGUGCAGGGCCAGGGCAGCAGGCAAAGAGCGAGGAGGAAAAGGAGGUGGAAGCGGAGGUGGAGGCUGGAGGGAACGCUGUCUCCGAGGAAGAAGGCCCCACUUUGGCUCUGAACCCCCACCUGAGCCUCAGCUACAAGGAGACCCGGAGGGGCGACAGUCAGUCUGAGGCCCUAGCUCUGGAGGGAGCUGGGAAGACUGGGGCUGAGGAGGCUCAGCACCCCCGACCCAAGGGGAAGGGAGAGCCGGAGUCGUCCUCCUCCUCCUCCGAGGAGAUGGCGGGGGCCCCCGAAGGCCCCUUCCGGGGUGGGAAGAGCGGGGAGCUGGAGCAGGAGGAGGAGAGCCUCUCCAAGGAGUGGGAGGACACCAAGCGGUGGAGCAAGAUGGACCAGCUGGCCAAGGAGCUGACGGCCGAGAAGCGGCUGGCAGGGGAGGACAUGGAGGAGGACGACCCUGACCGCGCCAUGAAGCUCUCCGUCCGGGCCCGGUCCUAUGGCUUCGGGGGUCCUGGGCCGCAGCUGCGCCGAGGCUGGCAGCCGUCCUCCCGGGAGGACAGCGUCGAGGCGGAGCAGAAGAAGGAGGAGGAGGGCAGCGCCAACCGCAGACCAGAGGACCAGGAACUGGAGAGCCUGUCGGCCAUCGAGGCGGAGCUGGAGAAGGUGGCCCACCAGUUGCAGGCCUUGCGGCAGGGCUGA